Daktulosphaira vitifoliae (grape phylloxera) is the source of this 1204-nucleotide messenger RNA. RefSeq lists its product as uncharacterized. The record is from RefSeq and is a predicted model, not a curated record. NCBI's taxonomy places the organism in Eukaryota, Metazoa, Arthropoda, Insecta, Hemiptera, Phylloxeridae. The transcript is spliced from 3 exons. Bases 97 to 1020 code for a protein of 307 amino acids.
AAUAAAUAAAUUCAUACAGAUUUAAAAAAUACAAAAAUUGUCUGUAAAAUUAAAAUAUCUAAAAAACGUUAUUCAAUAAAAUUAAAAAUCACAGAAAUGAUAUGUUCAAAAUUUAUCUAUGUUUUAAUUUUCUUAAUGCCAAUUUAUGUCAAGUAUUUUACGGAGGCUAAAAAAGCAGCAAAAUCAGUUAUCCUCAGACAUCUUUUUAAAAAUGAUGGAUGGAAAAAUUUAAAUGACGUAAGUCAAGUAACAAUUUUAGGUUGUAAUUAUCAUUUAAAUGAUAUAUCUGAAAAGGAUAUUGAUUCUUCAAAUGCUGACAAACGAGUACGAAUUGCUACAAUAUUCCUUGCGGCUUCACAUGGCAAUGUUUUAAAAAAAUUAUUCUACAUUGUUGAUAAAUUUCGAGAACAUUGUGAUGACUUAUUAGAACAUGAUUAUAUAAAAUUAUAUAAUAUAUUUAAUAAUAUUGAUGAACAUGAUAAAAUCAAUUGUAUAAAUAAAUUAUUAAACACAAUACAAAAUAUAUUAUUACUGGCAAAGAAAAUGGAAGGAGCAAUAGAUGCUAUAGAUGAUAUGCAUAGUAAUUCAUUGAAGACGUCAAUAAGAUAUAAGGAAAAGUACAUUUUAAAAAAUAUGUUCAAUGAAUUGCAAAAUUUUGAUGAUAAAUUACAAUCAAAGGAGCCAAACAAAACUACUUUAUCGUUUAUAAAAACUUUUUUUUCUGGGAGAAUUAGAGAAAUAAUAAAGAGUACACGCUCGUUUGCUAGUUUGAUAUUUGAAGAUCGCGAAUUAUUCAUGGACAGUAUAAUGAAAGAAUACAAGGAGAAUCCAUCGGAAGAUACUGAUGGACAUAAAUUAAGUGUUCAUCUUAUUACAAAAAUAAAUGAAAUUAUUGAACAUACGGUUCAAAAAAAGAUUUUUGAGCUAGGUUUUAAGUAUAAUGUAAUAACCGGCGAAGUUUACAUAACGACAUCAUGCGAAGAUAUUGAAAACGAAAGUAAAAGAAAUUCUGAAGAAUAAAAUAAAUACAGCACCACAAAUACAGUUUAAUUAAUUAAAAUAAGGAUUAAAAAAGUAUGAAAAAGACGUUAGUUAACCAUUUCUUGGUAGAUUUUUAGAAAAUAAAGAAUCAUUAAUUAUAUUUUUAAAUCAAUUAUAUAUAUAUAUUUAAAUAUUUUUUAAUAGAUACAAUUUGUAACUCUAA